AUGGCUGCAGCCGCCAAAUUCUAUGAAACGGUACAGCCAGAAUGGCCUUCUCCACGAGUAUCAGUUCUUGUGCAAUACACUGCCACAAUCCUCGAAGACGACUGCUUCGAGGAGUACUAUCCUCGCUUUAAACACGAGGCGAAGGGUCUACUGGACGACGUCGUCAACCUAUGCAGAAGUCGACGCAAGCCAGAUAUUACGAAGCUAGCAAGGGUCUGCGAUGACGCUCAAAUACGUCUCGAGUCAUUGUUGGAGCCGCUCGGUACCGAUUUACGCAAAGAUUUCCAAGCAGACUAUGCUACUGCAGUGGCCGAGGACGCAAGCACUGAAGGGUGGAGCCCUUUAAGCCUGUUCAGCAAGAGUUCGCGAAAAGAGCUCGGAGGGAAGUUUAAGAAUGUUCGAACUAUUCAUUGCGCAAAAGGAUCACUUGAUGACGAAAGUGAUUGGGAGAAUAGCUUCGCCGACUACUACGCGCUUGACCCGGUGUUUCUCGUCCUUUGGCAGUCGAUGCUCCUAAGAUCCGUCAAGGUGCACUUGAAUCCGCGUAUAUACGGAUAUUCCAAGACGUCGGGGAAAUGGAUGCAGCUGUCCUUUCGACAGACCAUUCAGAAUGUCGGCGCUGGCCCGUUCUACAUUCUCUGCGACAGACAAUUGCCGAUCACCUUCGGCGGUCAGCUAUACGGCAACAUUUUUCAGCAACAGAAUGGACAAUCUCAAUAUUUGUUGAAACGACCUUCGGGACAGCUUGUGAGAGUCUACGCUCCAUCAGUAGGCAAUGUGACGGCGAAAUGGAACAAGGAUUCGAAGACCAGUGUUCUACCAGACUACGUGCCCGUAUUCCCUUCGAUCCUGCACGAAGUCGAUAAAAGUUGGACCGUUGAACACACCGACAUAUCUGGUCUCAUUCCCGAGGACGAUAGGUUCCAAGAAACAUCGAAACCAUCCAAAGUAUUCGAGCCGAUUCGGAUGCAUGAGCCAAAUCAGGGCCGCAAAGAUACCCUAUCCACACUCUGUGAUUCGUCACUCGCUCCUGACCCCAACGACAUGCCCGUACCAACUCUUCGUCCUCCCCCAACGAGGGUGGGGACGGACGAUACUUUGGUCGACGCAGCCAUACUGCCCAUAAUUCGACUCAACCAAAAACAUACAGAACGUGCCAUGCCUCCACAUAUCAGUAUCCCACUCCGAAAAGAUAUAUCUAAAUUCUCUCCAUCCACCCCUGUUUCGACUCCCUUGUUAACCCCUCAAUCGGCACUGGCUGGGAUGAUGAUGUCCGCCGUUAACCUUGCUGCUGUUGGUGGAGGUCGUGGCCUCCCGAUGCACACCCCCGUAUCGCCUGAAUCUGCGGGAAAGAAGGUGUUUUAG
Molecule: messenger RNA, 1365 nt
Organism: Pleurotus ostreatus (oyster mushroom)
Lineage: Eukaryota; Fungi; Basidiomycota; Agaricomycetes; Agaricales; Pleurotaceae
Exons: 7
Coding region: 1-1365 (454 amino acids)
Source: RefSeq, a predicted model, not a curated record